AUGUCUGGCGAAGCACAACAACCAGGAGGAGAACGUCCAUCAGCCGAGACAGGAGCUGCUGGAUUCACAGAAAAGUCACUUGAGUUUAUGUGUCUGAUGAUGGAAAAUAUGAAAGAGCUGCAGCGCAAGUAUCAAGAAGACCGAGAAGAAGGAGGAUCAAUCAGAGGGAUUGAAGUAGUUCGAUCUGGUGCUCAAGAAUUACCUCCUUUGCCUGCUUGGUCGUCGAAUCAAUCGCCACUUCAAUUGAGCGAUUGGCUGCUGCUCAUCGAACCGGUGGUUUCAGAUUUGACUGCAACUGCUGAAACCUGGUGGAAGACCCUUCUCAAAGAGGCCGAGGGUUGGUAUCAGUCUCAUAUGAAGAUGUCACCUCUUGAACGUCUCCAACAUGGACAUGGAACUCCACCUUCUUUGACACAGGAAAAAUGGCAGCGAUUGGAGCGACGCAUGUCCACGAUGAUGCUUCAAGCGAUGCCUGAACAAGUUCGUGAAGAGCUUGUGUCCACCAGAAGGAUGAGUGUGUUCUCCAUCAUCACACACCUCUAUGUGAUCUACUGUCCAGGUGGUAUCUCCGAAAAACAGAACCUCCUGAAAAACCUUGAGGAUCCUGCGGAAGUCCAAACAUUGGGAGAUGCUCCAAUGGCUUUGAGAAAGUGGAUCAGGUGGCGUCAGAGGGCCACCGAAAUCGGAGCGAUCACGCCUGAUCCUGCUCUUCUUGUUCGUGGGCUUUUGAGGAUGACAAAGAAGGUUUUGGAAACAAAUCGAGAACUACAAUUUCGAGUGUCGCUUGCACGUCAUGGGUUAGGCAUAGAUACGGUGCCGACCUUGGAGAGUGUGACGCAGUUUGCAAUGCACCUCCUCUCUGAGUGCGAGCAGUUGUCGCAAAUGGAGAAGAAGACCGUCCCCAACAACGCCAAGGUUGAACCGAAAGUGAAGAUGAUGGAAUAUGAGAAGGAGGAUACGAAAGGAAAAGGGAAAGGUAGAGAGAAGACAGCAGAAGAAGAUAGAGGAGAACGUCAGAAGGUUGUCAAGUGCAAGUUCUACCUGACUCCAGAAGGCUGCAGAAAGGGCCGUGAUUGCAAGUUCUCUCACACUGAAAAAGACGGAAAAAGGCGAUGCUACGUCUGUGGUGCGGAAGAACACUUGGCUCCUGCAUGUCCACGAAAGGGAACAGGUGAGGGAUCGCCUCCGAAGCAGAAGGGCGCAAAAGUUGAAGAAGGAGUGAAGACAGGUGAAGUAAAGACAGGUGAGGAGACAAAGGAAGAGUCUGAGACGAUGAAGGGGCUGAUUGAAGAAGCCAACAAGAUGCUCAGAUCACUCACAUCUCACUCGACUUCAUCUCCCAAUUCCUCUUCGGCAUCAAACAGAGAUGAAGACAGCCGAAGUGAAAUGCUGGCACGCCUUCAGGCUCAGCUCAAUUCCCUGAAGGUCUUCAAGCUUGGGCGCAUUGGCGCUGGUCUGGGUCGAGGUCUCAUUGACAGUGGGGCCACUCAUGCGUUGCGUCCAUCAAGAGAAGAAGAGGACACCCACAAGUUGAAAGAAGUUUCUGUCACUUUGGCAGAUGGCAAGUCCAUUCAGUUGCACAUGUCCCCAGGUGGCUCCAUGAUCACCUCAGACCAGAACAUUGAGCCGAUUGUGCCUAUGGGUUCUUUGAUCGAUGCCCUAGGCUGUGUGGUGUCGUGGUCGAAGGGAGCUCUUCAAGUCCAACAUCCAAUCCGAGGUCUUUUACCAGUUGAAGACUGUGGAGGUUGUCCACAGAUUCCAAGGAAGUUGGCAUUGGAGCUAAUCUCUGAGAUCGAAGACUGCAACAAAGGCGUCUCAUUGAAUCGCCUAGACAUAGAAGAAGAGCUUGGAUGGAUGAGAAGGCUUCUACAAGCUCACCCAGUUUUGUCUCGUCUUCCUGACUGGCUCCAAAAGAAGCUUGUGGUCCAGCCGGGAGAAUGGGAAUCUUUGCCUUUGAAUCGACGUCAGCGACGAACGUUGAAAACUGAGGGAUUUGCACUGCACUUGUACUCUGGAGAGGACUCAGGUCACACACUUCAGCGAUCUAUGAGGUGUCAAGGCAGUAAGACAAGGAGGCUUUUGGAAGUGGAUGUAAAGAAGGGGCAAGCGUAUGACAUGCUUGCUGACGAAGGGAUCUAUGCCACUCUCUUGCGAGCUGCGCUUUCAGGAAAGAUUCUGGCUGUCUUGGGUGGCCCGAACUGCAGAAGUCGAAGUGUGCUCCGACAUCGACCAAUUGAAGGCCAACCAUGGGCCCCCCGUCCAGUGCGUUGCUGGGAGGGAGGGGAAUUUGGAGCACACUGGAUCAACAAGAAAGAAGAAAAGAUGAUUCAAGAAGAUGACACUCUUCUUUGGCGAAUGAUUUUCUUGUACAUGAUUUCAGAGUAUGUCCGCAAGGCACAGUUGCGACCAGAUCCUGUUCACUUUGCGUUGGAACAACCUGCAUCUCCAAAGACUUAUCAACCUGCAGCUGUGUCGUUUUGGGACACCACUGAGUGGCAUGAUUUGAGAAAGGAGUUUCAGUUGAAGGAGGUCACUUUCAAUCAGGGAUGUCUUGGAGGUAUGGCAACAAAACCCACCACUUUGGGCACUACGUUUGAUUUGUGCUUGGAGGAUCACAAGAUGGGUCCUCUUCUACCUGCGCAACCUGUGGAAAGCUCAAAACAGUUGGAAAGAUGGGCACCUGGACUGAUGAACGCUGUCAGCGAAGCGGUCAUAACUCAGGUGUUCAAGGGGACACCGCAACUCAGGGCUCUCACCUAUGAAGAGCAUGUUGCUUUUGGUCAUGUUCCAUAUCGCCGUGACUGUCCUGUUUGCCUGCAAUCCUCCCAACAGAUCUUUCCUCAUCGACGAAACAAACAUCCACAAACAGGAGUUCUUGCUCUUGACACAUGUGGGCCUCUUUUACCAUCAAGCGAUGUUGGUGGCUGGAAGUGUCGAUAUUUUUUGGCUGGUGCUUACACAUACAUGGUUCCAAAGGGCACAGAAAAGAUGAUAGGUCAACCCGAAGAAGAAGGUGGUCUUGAAGAGGCACCAGUGCUUGAUCUUUUUGCCGAGGAGCCUGAAGGUGAUGACCAGGAAGCUGAUGAACAGCCUCCUGAUGGCCUCUUGCCAAGAGGUGCAGAACUUCCUGAGGAGUCCCGUCUUGAAGAUUCAGGAGGAGAAGAAGAGAAAGAAAGAGGAGAUAAAGAUCAAGAUGGUCAACAAGAAGCAGAAGAUGGUCCUCAAAGCGAAGAUAAAGACUAUGAAAUCAGAGUCUUCAAGAUGGCGCUCCCUCUGAGGUCAAAGAAGGCGAGGGAAGUCACAAGAGUAGCGAUGGAGAUGGUUCUCAAACUGAAGAUUGAUGGAUAUCAUGUGAAUCGUAUCCACAGCGACAGAGGCCACGAAUUCCUUGGGCUGGAUAAGAAGCCAGAGUUCCCCCGCUUUCUUCAAGAAGUCUUGGUGAGGAGGAGGAGGUGGAAGAAACCGGCGUUUGAGCCUAUGGUGGAAGUUGCAAGAUACCUCGGACCUGCACCCGAGGACAAUGGCCAUUGGAUCAAGGUGAACGAUGAAGCACCGAGAGUCACUCGAUGCUACAUGCAGAAAGCCAUAGAACGACCUGAAGAAGGAGUGUGGCUAGCCAUCGAAAGGGAGGUCUUGGAUGCUCUCACAAAAAGACGAAGGCUUCGAGAAAAGACUACAGUGCGUAGGUUGAAAAUGGAGGAGAAAGAAGAAGGUGAGGAUGAGGCUGUGAGAUUGGCAAAGAUGAGGAACAGGUUUACAAGAAUGGUCGAGGAGGAGACUAAGGCGAUGUUGGAUGAUUCUCCUGAAAUGAUCACAGAAGAGAUUGACAUCUUGGCCAAGCUCAAAAAGAUGCUUGACUCUCAUGAGAAGGGCGAAGAUGAUGAAGUCCUCCAAACGAAAAUCAUCUCCCUUCUUGAGGUCUCAAAGAACUGGAAUGAUUGGCUUCCGGCAGUGGAUGCUGAAGUCACGUCACUGUUAGAAGAGAAGGAAGCCUUCGAGGAGGUGAGUGGAGAAAAGUUGGAGGAGCUCUUGAAGGAUGCAGAAAAAAGGGGCAUACCAGUGGAGUUUCUCCCAUCAAAGUUGGUCUGCACAAAGAAGCCAGGAAAAAGAGGUGGCCGCAACAAGAUUCGAUGGGUCAUCUGUGGAAACUUCGAGCAGGUCAAAGAGGGAGAGAACACGUUUAGCUCUGGUGCAGAUGCCUCUGCACUGCGCCUUCUGAUCGUUGCGGCAUCAAAAUUCCAAUGGGAGGCUGGGACCAUUGACAUCAAAACAGCCUUCCUGAAUGCCACCAUGUGCCCUGAAGACCAGCCAAGCUUGUUGCUGGUCAAACCUCCUAUGCUGCUUUUGGAAAAGAAGUACAUGAAGCCAGGAACAUACUACAUGCCCAAGCGCGCGGUCUAUGGACUUCGCCGAUCACCAAAGCUCUGGGGUGAUUGCAGAGAUGAUGAAUUGGAAGUCAUGAAACUGGAAGUGGAGGAGGAAGAAGGUCAGAUGACAUCACUCCGACUCUGCCCUUUGGCAUCAGAGCCAAACUUGUGGAGGAUUGAAGCUGAGGAGAGUGAAGCUGAGUCUGACACUCAGUCGAACUUUGCUCCGCUGCCAUUGAAAGGGCUCUUGAUGACAUAUGUCGAUGACAUCUUGGUCACUGGAAGUCGAAAGGUGGUAGAUGCCGUCAUGGAAAAGAUCAGAACUAUCUGGACCACCUCAGAACCAGAUCAAGUAGGAGAAAAGCCUAUACGAUUCCUAGGCGUCGAGAUCUCAAAGACCUUUGAUGUCACCAAGAAUCGCGACGUUUGGUAUGUCAACCAACAGUCCUACAUCAAGGACCUUCUUGCGCAAGAUCAAGAAGCUCCAGACAGAAAGAUCCCAAUCACAAAAGAUCAGAGUCAACUUCCAGAGGAAGAAGGAAGAACACCAGAGCUGAUUCGUUCAGCUCAGAAAGCCACCGGUGAGAUGCUCUGGCUGGUGACACGCACCCGCUUGGACCUCAUGUAUGCUGUUUCAAAGAUGGGCUCUUGCGUCACGAAGGCCCCUCAGAAGGUCCUCCAGAUCUACCAGCAGAUCAAGGGGUAUCUCAAAAGUACUAUGGAUGAAGGCAUCUGCUUUGAUGCUGCUGGAGCAGAGACCUUGAUGAUUGAGGCCAUGUCAGAUGCCAGUUUUGCACCUGAAGGAGAUGUCAGCCACGGAGCCUUCAUCAUCAUGGUAGCUUCUUGCCCUGUUUUUUGGCGAAGUGGUCGUCAAAGUUUUGUGACGCUCAGCACAGCAGAAGCGGAGAUGAUGGAGAUUGUGGAGAGCAUGGUGGCUGGAGAAUCAAUUGGUGCCAUAGCUGAUGAGCUGUUUGGCCCUCUGCAGCGAAAAUCUUGGACAGAUUCUCAGUCUGCCCAAUCAAUUUUGACCACUGACGGAGGAUCAUGGCGCACACGUCAUUUGCGACUGAGAGCAUCAGCUGCCAGGAGUUCAAUCUUGCAGGGCACCUGGUUUCUUCAACAUGUCGCAGGAAAUCAAAUGAUCGCUGACAUUGGCACCAAACCAUUAGCUUCAGAAAGAAUCAGGUACUUGAAGAAGGAGAUGAACCUGGUUCAAGUACCACAACCGAAAGAGCAUGAGAAGAAAGAAGAGAAGGUUUUUGAAGAAAAAGGAGAAGGCGUAGGCAUUCAGAAAGCAGCAGCAGCAUUGAAGCUGCUCACAUUGGCUGCUGCGAUCUCAGCUGCCAAAGGAGAACAUGAAGAAACAGAAAAAGAAGAUCAGGAAAAUUCAACCCUCGAGCUCAAAGUCAUGAUGGUCGUUUUUGCGUUGAUCAUCGUGCUUCUCACGAUCGUGAGCCAGCAUUUGUGGAAGGUAGGAGUAAGGAGGCUGGAAAUGUCUUGGUCAAACCAAGCUGGAUCGUCUUCCCGAAGUCUCCCUGCAGGUGCUGCUGCUCAAAGAGAAGAAGAAGAAAAGGAAAAUGGUGGUGAAGGGAUGGCCGCUGUGGCAGGACAACUGUCACAGCGACCCACGUACCUCCCACCGGGUGGUGAAGGGAUGGCCGCUGUGGCAGAUCACACGCCGCAGCGACCCACGUACCUCCCACCAGGCGAAGGGUCUUCUUCGCCACUUGAAGAUUCAACCUCUUCAUCAGAGGACACUCCGUAUCGUCCAUUAGAUGAGCGCCACAUCCCUGGGUUCGACUUGGAUCGAGUCAUGCAGGAGAUAGCAGAUGAAGAAACCAACCUCUACGAGGAAGCACAGAGAAAUCCAGAAAGAUUCCAGAACUAUGAGAACAGCGAGGAAAGAGCUAGAGCAGCUUUCCAAGUUUUGACCACUCGGUAUGGCCGAGUUUAUCACUAUCAGAGCCAGUGCAGGUACCUGUCGUCUGUCCAGACAGGAGCCAAUCGAGAAUCUGCCUGGUGUCGCAUUUGCUGGGCCAUUACCGCUCAAACGCGUGGACCCCCACCACCAGGAGUUCCACUUUGGAUUGAUCACUGGGGUGGAGAUUAUCAUGUGGAUUCAAGAUGCCCACGCUGCGAUCCAGAAAAGAUGUUUCCAGCAUGCCAAGGAUGUGGUGAGAGCGCAGGUUAG
Molecule: messenger RNA, 6558 nt
Organism: Cladocopium goreaui
Lineage: Eukaryota; Dinophyceae; Suessiales; Symbiodiniaceae
Source: the annotation of a GenBank genome assembly